Messenger RNA from Durio zibethinus, 895 nucleotides. RefSeq names its product FK506-binding protein 13 (gene FKBP13). Gene Ontology annotation, molecular function: peptidyl-prolyl cis-trans isomerase activity. The record is from RefSeq and is a predicted model, not a curated record. Gene Ontology annotation, cellular component: chloroplast. NCBI's taxonomy places the organism in Eukaryota, Viridiplantae, Streptophyta, Magnoliopsida, Malvales, Malvaceae.
UUAUCACCGAUUUCCUACUACAUCUCUUCGUUCAAAAAUUCCUGGUCAGUGAAAAUGUUCUCACUGCCAUUUUCAGUUGGAACUCACAUCCCCAAAAUCCUCACCACCCCAAACCCUAAGCUCCUCACAACAAAACAUGUGGAAAAAACAGUCAUCAAAUUCUCAAACAAGAAACAAAAGACCAUCUCUCCCAUUGAGCAACUAAACGAGGAUCCCAAGGUGUUAUUGAAGAGAAGAGAAGCUGUUGGUUUUGGUUUACGUUUUGGGCUUGUUGAUGUUUUGUUGCAGCUGCUGCCACAACCUAAUUCCAGUGAAGCUGUUGAAGCAGCAGCAGCUCCCUGUGAAUUAACUGUUAGCCCUUCUGGCUUGGCCUUCUGUGAUAAGGUUGUAGGGAAGGGCCCCGAGGCUGUUAAAGGACAACUGAUAAAGGCACAUUAUGUUGGGAGAUUAGAGAAUGGGAAAGUUUUUGACAGCAGCUAUAACCGAGGGAAGCCUCUUACAUUCCGCAUUGGUGUUGGUGAGGUUAUCAAAGGGUGGGACCAAGGUAUUUUAGGUGGUGAUGGAGUUCCUCCCAUGCUUGCUGGGGGAAAACGAACGUUAAGGCUUCCUCCAGAACUCGGAUACGGUGUUAGAGGGGCCGGUUGUAAAGGAGGUUCAUGUAUUAUUCCUCCGGAUUCAGUUCUCUUAUUUGAUGUGGAAUUCAUUGGCAAAGCAUAAAAAAAAAUAUAGCUUCCUUUCAUCACCAAACUCAAAUGAAAGCUUGGAUAUGAGCUGUAGUGUUCAUUUUAAUUUUGUGGUGAAGAGAGGGAAAUUUUACAAGAAAUCACACUUAAUCCUUCUUUUAAGUUUUGUUAUGGAUUAAAUGAAGUCAUUGUUAUGAUAUUUUUACAUAAAU